AUGCUCUUGGCCCUGCCUCAACCCAACCCCUCUCUCUCUCUCUGGGUUCUGGGGGAUGUCCCUUCAACAUUCCUCACGCCUCAUUCCAGCAGCAUACGACGGCCUCAGCAGCACGACUCCACCCGCACGAGAUGCCUCAGUCAGACGACGCAAACGCACCGGCUCCGAAUGAAAGGCAUCACCGAGAGAGCAGGGCUGCACCGUAGGUGUGUUCUGCGCCUGUACCAGCACCUGUACCAGCACCUGUACCAGCGCCUGUACCAGCGCCUGUACCAGCGCCUGUACCAGCGCCUUUACCUGCGCCUGUACCUGCGCCUGUACCUGCGCCUGUACCUGCGCCUGUACCUGCGCCUGUACCAGCGCCUGUGCCAGCGCCUGUACCAGCACCUGUACCAGCACCUGUACCAGCACCUGUACCUGCACCUGUACCAGCGCCUGUACCUGCACCUGUACCAGCGCCUGUACCAGCACCUGUACCUGCGUAAAUGA
Messenger RNA from Knipowitschia caucasica, 489 nucleotides. The record is from the annotation of a GenBank genome assembly. Lineage: Eukaryota; Metazoa; Chordata; Actinopteri; Gobiiformes; Gobiidae.